AUGCAGACUUUGCAGCAAAGAUGAAGAAAAGCAUAUUCCCAAGUUUUGCUCUCAAAAAACUGGGCACCUUUGUCGCAAUCAUUGUGAUUUUUGUUCACAGUGUUGUGCUUGAUCAUGAUUUGACAUGCAAUUGUGAAGAUAAAGAUCGUGACUGCAACGUCUUCAUGGCCGUACCAUUUUUUAUUCUGUUUGUUGCACAGCUCUGGACAGACAAGACAUAUCUGAGAGCCUGGAAACAGACAUGUAAACGGGAAUUUUCGUAUUCCUGUGUUGGAAGUUUUUGCAAUUUCUUGUAUCAUGUUAUCAAGGCAGCGUUUGUCGGUCUGGCAUGGGUCAUCUCUGUGCUGAUUGAUGGAGACUGGUUCAUUUGCUGUAAGAAUAAUGACAAGUUAGCCUGUAAAGCCAAGACAAACCUGACGGCUGAGGACCAAACCACCAUCGCUGAACUGAAAAACGAGUCCAUGAUUAUUGGCAUGUCUCUUCUCCUUGUUCUCCUUGUGGUUGCCUUUCUGUCAUCAGUUUGCCAACAAUGUUGCUGCAACAGCUGUGAGAAUUGUAGAUGUUGCAACAAAGACAUCUUAUACUACCAAGUGAUUUUGGACGAAGAAGAAAAUGUGCUGAAAGACAUUUUGACAGAGUCAGCAAAAGACAAGUUGAGUGACGCCUUCAUGGCCAAGAUAAAUGACGGAAAAUGGGAAAAAUGUUUGAAUGUUGCUGAAGAUGUGAUAAAGACGUUUGCCGAACCAACUCUUUCUGAAAAACAGCGGAAAGAGUGGCAGGAAAAAAAAAACACGAGCAACGAGGGCGGCAACGACGGAGCACAGGGAGGAAGAGGAGAUGGCUCAGGUAGAGCAGCGGAAAACCAGGAGGAGGAAACAUUAUUCUCAGCUGACGGAGGAACAAAUCGGCCUCGUGAAGAAGGAAAUAACCAGGAGGUAAAUCCAUCCAUCCAUCCACACAUCAUAUUUUUUCCUAUUAAUUGAACUUGGGCCUUUGGCACCAACUCUGGAGGAAAACUAAAAUGAUUUAUCAUUAAAUCAAAACCUGGUGAAUGUGAUGUACUCAGACGCCAUCAGAGGCGCUGCUCCGUCAGUUUUCAAACACGCAGCAUUUCAUCGGGAGGAGUUCACUUUGACUGAAGUUUACAAAACCAAAUGAAUCUCAGAUAUUAUCUUAAUUCUCUGAAGUCUGACCACAUUCAAAAUAACAUAUAUUUCCAAAAUAAAUUAAUAAAAUUCGCAUGAA
This is a messenger RNA of Plectropomus leopardus (leopard coralgrouper), 1245 nucleotides long. The record is from RefSeq and is a predicted model, not a curated record. NCBI's taxonomy places the organism in Eukaryota, Metazoa, Chordata, Actinopteri, Perciformes, Serranidae.